Molecule: messenger RNA, 2193 nt
Organism: Effrenium voratum
Lineage: Eukaryota; Dinophyceae; Suessiales; Symbiodiniaceae
Source: the annotation of a GenBank genome assembly
GGCAGGAGCCAGCGAUUCGAUUUGACCCAUGACCUCAUGCGACUGGGCGUAAGCUCCGAAGAUCCGUGUCAUGCGGCUGACUUGGCUGAUCCAUGGUCUCAGUGUCGCCUUCGCCGCGCUGCUCCUGGACGAUGCGACGAUGGUCCCCGUUUGCAAGGCCGGCGCCGCUGGUUGUGUGCGAAAGCCGCCGCGGCAGCCUGACGCUGCAACGCGGCCCAUUGCCGAGACCGGCGCGUGGGGCUUUAGCUAUGGUCCCUUGCCCACGCGGAAAGUGGGCAGAUUUCCAAACGACGACAUGAUGACAGAGGCAAUGCAGGGUCAGUGGGGCGACGGACGCGAUGAUCUCGCCAUCAUGGCCGAGAUGGGCGCCACCAUGGUUCGGCUCUACGGCAACGACCCGCGUUUCGACGGCACUCAGUUCCUGGACCGUUCCAACAGCUGGGGCCUGAAGGUGAUUGCAGGCAUCUCGGACUACCCGUUUGAGACUGGCUCCAACUGCUGGAAGACAGACUUGGACUGCUUUGCAGAGGUGCAGAAGUCCUACGCAGAGGAUUUGACAACGAAAAAGUUCCUUUCGAAUGGCCACUACCACCCCGCGCUUGACACACUUGUCAUUACCAACGAGCCAGACUUGAAGUUCAUGUCAAGUGGAGGCAAGGACUACAUGCGCGCCGUACUCAGUGCCUUAGAUGGGGUCCUUGCCGCUGAGCUGGCAGCAGGCUUGGAUGUCACCUCUAAGGAGAACAUCCAUCUCACUGCAGCCUUCUCCUACAGCGUGUGCACAAGAUGCAAGCACCUUGCGGAGCUCAGGACCCUGGGCUGCUGCCUGGUCUGCGACUCUGGGAACGCACCCUCCUGCGCGUCCCUGGGGGACAUGGGAAAGCCACAGGAGGCAGGCGGAAUGAAGUGCCCCAGAGUGCGCAAGCCGCGGUUUCAAGAUGACUGUCCAGGACUUCCCAUGAUCAUGGACUUGCACAUGGCCAUGGAAGACCCAAGCUCCGUAGGCUACACCUUCCGGACUGAAGGCUGGAAGGCUGCCUUCACAAAUCGCUGGAUCCACUCCUUCAAUGGCUUUGUGGGAGCUGAUGCUUUGAACCAGCAGUUCGUUCAAAAGUACAUGAAGCUAUCAUUCAACGCCAACAAAGCUGCUGCUGACAUGAUGAAGGUCUUUAUGGGCGAGUACGGGGAUCCGCACCUGGCCAAGGACCCGGCAGCCCUGCAGCGGGACCUCCAGAAAGCCCAGGCGCUGGUCAAGGAUCAGAGCAACCCCUUCGUCGGCUUCAACUUCUUCCAGUUCCAGGUGGCCUAUUGGAAGCCCUGUGACAACCCGGCCGGCUGGGACAACUGGGAGGCCACCUACUGGGACCGGCCCAAGGAGGCCCCGCCGCCGGCCAGCUGCAGCGAGAGGCUCUUUGGCACCUUCGCUCUUGGGGACAUUGCGGUGAGCAAAACCGGGGGCAUCGACUACUACAGCCAGAACGUCUACAGCAUUCCUUGUCUCAAGCCCAUCUUCAAGGGAAAGCCGCAGGCCAUCGCUGCGGCAUAUGGGGGCCAAGCUCCUAACACCUCCAUUUGUGAGAAAGGUUGGGAGGCUCAGCCAGCAAAGUAUUGUGUAGCUGCACGAGGCGACCACGACCCCUUGGGCCAGGGUGUGAAGCAGGUUUGCGGGGCGCUACACGGCAUGGGCCGGGACUGCACGGAGAAUCGACCAAGCCAUUGUGCGGAUGACAAGUACACCGUAGCAGACUGGGCAUUCUCCAUGUACUUCUCUCUGAAGAAGGAGGAGGGCAAAGCUGAAGACAUGUGCGACUUUGGCGGGGCGGCGCUGAUUACGCCCUUGCCAGCACGGCCAGACUGCUUGGCCAAGCUGGGGCCGCCAAAGUCAACGUCCCCGGAGCCAGUGACAGUGGUGCCAACUAGUGGGCCACCAGGCCCAGCUCCAUCCCCAUCCCGAAGUUCCUGGCCGUGGUGGCUCUUGGCAGCUGCCGCGCUGUUCCUGGGCCUGGCUUUGGCUUACCGUGCCAUGCGCAUUCGCCAGAACGCUCAGGAGGAAAGAGAGGUUGCCAUUCAGCUCUCUUGAUGUGGUGGAUUGUUGCUGUGGGCAAAAGGAGACGACUGCGUGGGCUUAGCUGCACCUUUGGUUUGUCUUGCUCCUUGCCUGGCUCAUCCCUUCCGAAUUCUUGUACUUUGCCC